Messenger RNA from Hyaloperonospora brassicae, 549 nucleotides. The record is from the annotation of a GenBank genome assembly. NCBI's taxonomy places the organism in Eukaryota, Oomycota, Peronosporomycetes, Peronosporales, Peronosporaceae.
AUGGCACAGCGAAGCAGACGCAACGUCUCGCUCAUCGUCGCGUGCUCUUUGAACCGCGUGAUCGGUAAACGAGGCACAUUGCCCUGGAACAUCCCCGCGGACUGGGCGUUCUUCUGCUCCGCCACGAAGCACCAGGUGCUGAUUGUCGGUCGACGGUCCUUCGAAGAGUUUGGCGAGCCGAUUCGGAACCGCCAGACGAUUGUCGUCUCCUCGACGCUGGAACAGGCACAAGUCGACGCUGCUGGAGGUCGAAGGGGGUCCGACGUUCGCGUCGCUCGGACGCUGGAUGAGGCACUUGGCCUUGUCGACUCGGAACCGCAGUAUGUCGAGUGUACCCGCGUGUUCAUCGGAGGCGGCGAGAGACUGUACAGUGAAGCAAUGACUGCUGACGUGGUCGAGUCGUGCUACGUCUCGAGAGUGCACCGGUGGAUUGACGACGGCGAUGCCUUUUUUCCAGAGUGGACGACGCGGUUCCCGAAGCUGAUGUUCUCGGCGAAAGCCAAUGGAAGAGGAAGUACGAGGGUGAGCUUUGAGAUAUGGGGAAAGUAG